AUGCGCCUCUCCGCAUUCCUCCUCCCUCCGAGCCUGCUCGGCGGCGUCGCAGCCGCCAUCCAACUCCCCGAUUUCCAACCCUUCCUCGCCGCCCUGUCAGACUACCUCCCGCAGCAAUUACAAAACGACACCGCGCACGACCUCCUCAAGCGACAAUACAGCAACACCUGUCCUACAGGCUUCAACUCCUGCGACAACCUCGGCGCUCCCAGCCUCUGCUGCAUGUCAAGUGCUAUAUGCUCCGCAGACAGCGCCGGCCACGUAGCUUGCUGUCCUUCGGGUGCAGCUUGCACGGGCACAAUAGGUGGAGUCAUAAGCUCGGGGACGAUUGGUAGCAAUGGAGCGUUGGUGGGCGGCGGAGCGGCAGCGGCGACGACGACAACGUCGAAUGGAGCCCUCGCGGGAAGUGCGGCCACGACCACCACCAGUUUCCAAUUCGCCAGCACCGCGACUUCGAACAAUGGUCUUGUCGCGGCCACGACUGCUGCAACGGUUGCGACGGGCGGUGGCACAACAGGCAAUGGGUUUAUUGUCGCGGGAUCAAGCACAGUGGCAACGCCUGGUGCAGCGAUGAGAAGAGCCGAAGUGGUAAGUAUAUUCUGAACUGGACAAAGGGAUCUAAAAACUGACAGUUGGCGCAGCCUGCAUUGGUACAUGCAAUCGUCUACGUCUUGGAAUUCCUGCCAAUCUGGUAG
Lecanosticta acicola is the source of this 695-nucleotide messenger RNA. The record is from the annotation of a GenBank genome assembly. Lineage: Eukaryota; Fungi; Ascomycota; Dothideomycetes; Mycosphaerellales; Mycosphaerellaceae.